Messenger RNA from Drosophila hydei, 948 nucleotides. RefSeq names its product nucleolar protein 12 (gene vito). The coding region runs from base 120 to 908 and encodes 262 amino acids. The transcript has 2 exons. Gene Ontology annotation, cellular component: nucleolus. Gene Ontology annotation, molecular function: RNA binding. Lineage: Eukaryota; Metazoa; Arthropoda; Insecta; Diptera; Drosophilidae. The record is from RefSeq and is a predicted model, not a curated record.
UUCGUUAACAGACGCAAAAAUAAGAGCAAACAGGAGUCUAAAAUUGCGUUUAUUAACCAACAUGUGGCCAGUCCAAAUGUAAACAACGAGGUUUUCGGAAAACUCAAAAUCGAGUCAAGAUGGGUCGCACCAAGAAGAAAGUAGAGAUUGUAUUCGAUUCACAAAAACGCAAAGACUUCUUAACUGGCUUCCGAAAGCGAAAAAACGAACGCCGCACGCGGGCAAAGGCGCAAUUGGAUCGCAGUCUGAAAGAGGAGCACAAACGUAUACGAAAGGAGGUUAAAGAUGGCUUCAAGCAUCUCAAAAAAUCCUUUGAACCCCUACGGGAACUAACUGACGACGAUAAGAUUGAAGGCUUACAGCAAACUGAAGCAUACGAAGAUGAUGAAGUCCAAGUUAAAAUCGUCGAACUGACCACGAAUGAUUUGGCUGCUCAACGCAAUAUGCUUGGUGCCAACAUAGCUGACGAGAGUGAUGAAGAGGAAGCACCACAGGAGAGCGAGGACGAUGACCUGCAUCAGACCAAUGUCAUACCCGGCAUGGAUUUCGAUGUCAAUGCCAAACGGAAACGCAAAGCGGUAGCCGGAGCUGAUGAAGAAGAAGGUAGCAAGGCUGUCGAUGCAGAUAUUAGAAGCAAAAAGGAAUUGGACAGACUGAUGAAAACAAAAACGCUGAAGAAAAUAAAAAAGAGCAAGUUGUUCAAGCAGAAAGAGCGCAUUGACAAGAAGGCCAAUCUACAGAAGGCGAAACGUGAUCGUAACAACACCAUCCGAAGCGUACCCAAGCAUCAAAGGAAGAAACUGAAGCAUGGCAAACCGACAGCUGGCGGACAGACGCGCUAUCGCAAAGGUCGCCUAAUGAACAAGAAGGAGCUACGUCGCAAACGAAGCGGUGGCGGCGGCGAUUAGCGUUAGCCAAAAGUCUAAACCAUCUAAUUUACAUAGUACA